Messenger RNA from Ostertagia ostertagi, 2262 nucleotides. The record is from the annotation of a GenBank genome assembly. NCBI's taxonomy places the organism in Eukaryota, Metazoa, Nematoda, Chromadorea, Rhabditida, Trichostrongylidae.
AUGGUGCAUCGACCGCAGUCACUGUCGUCGAAAGACGGCUUUGGCUGUCGAGAUCGAUCCCGUUCUGUCGCGCCACGUACUUACUGUCGUUCGCAUCGUCACUACCCUUCGUCCCUUCGCAAAAGGACGAUAGCAGCUCCCUGGUGUACGUUGUCCACUAUGUCGACUCUUCGCGGACACAAAGCACGGAUAACGAUUGCGCAAUUUGACGCCGAUCAAUACCGAGAUGACACCGCAGAUGCAGCUCCGUACGAUUCUACGUCGAAGAGGAGUGAAUUCUGCUGUCAAACGCGCGCGAUAGAAAACGCAUCAGGACUUCUUAGAGUCCGUUAUGACGCAUUGUUGUCCUUCGUUCGAAUCCAGGAGAAUUGCGAAGAACUCCAACAAGAAGUCGACCGCUUCUGGAAUGAUCAACAAGGCGAGAAGUUACUAGAAGACGCGCAAAUCCUUAUUACAGCUGUGGAUGCGCAACUUCUUAUGGACGAGUCGCUAGAAAACAUCCUGUCACAACAGCCCAGCGACGAAGUCGUUACUGCCACUGCCGCUUUGACCAUAUCAGAUACGAGCAGUCCACAAGAAGAUCAACAGGCUUCAGAACAUCACAAUCCGAACCAAGACGCACUGCCACUCAUGCCGAAUCAAGACGUUCCUAGUUCGAUGCUACAGCCGAUCCAACUACGCCGAUUGGAAUUGCCAACCUUUGAUGGAGAUGUCACGAAGUUCUACGAUUUCUGGUGCAGAUUCAAGACUGCAGUACAUGACAACACCAAUCUCUCGUUGUCGACCAAGUUCAUUUACUUGACCAAUUCGUUGAAGGGCAGCGCAGCACUCAUUGUUCAAGGCUAUGAUCCAUCGAAGCCAGAAAACUACCAACUUGCUGUACAAGCACUUCGUAGGCGAUACGAUCGCCCUAAGUUCACUCACAACCUUUUCCACCAGAGGUUGGAACAGCUGCCAGCGUCAAGCCAUUCAGCUUCAGUACAACGGGACACACUUUCCCAAAUUCAGUCUUUCAUUCUGCAACUCAAUCGUUACGAGGACACCACCACCUCGUUGGCACUCAUGAAGACGAUUUUGAAGAAGUUCCCUCGUGAAACGCAGUUGGAAGUCCACAAACUGGAACAUCGUUCAGGGAAAACAUGGACUUUACCAGAGCUUAUAGACGGCCUUAACGAAGUCAUCGAAGAGUUGGAAAAGCUGGAAGAUUGCACUAUCUCUACAUCUGGAUCCCAGCUUACUACCAACACCGUUUCCGUCAACAGCUCCCGAUCACCAACACCGGAGCCACGAUACGACCCCUCGAUGUGUUGUUUUUGCAAUUCAUACAAUCAUACAUCGACACGUUGCCACCGUUAUAUACCACCGGCAAAUCGUCGUAUCAUUGUUAGCUCCCUCAAUCUCUGUUGGAAAUGCUUUAAGCCAGGUCAUCCCAGUAGACUCUGUAGUCGAGGACCCUGUUCACGAUGCGGUGGAGAACACCAUCACCUUGUUUGCACUUACGACGUUCGAAGAAACCGCCUCACCGAAAUGAACAGAAGACGCUAUAGAAGAGAAUCCUCUGAUUCAACAUCGAGGAGCCAUUCCCGUGGACGUCAUCAUCGAAGAAGUUCAUCCCACGGAAGACGAGCUUCAGAUCCUCCUCUCGUGGAAGUUCUCCUUCAACGUAUUAGGGUCCUACGAGACAGCACACUUCUCCACGCGGCGAGACAUCACAUAGAGGGAGAACGUCCGAACAUCGCACGGUCCGUUUCCGGUCACCAAUACGUGAUGAUAGCAUACCGUAACGCAGUCCUACUGCAGGAAAUCGGACACAACGUCAAGAAUCCCCGUCUGAUGACAGUGGAAGCCUUAGCCGUAAACCCACAGGCUAAUAGCACCAUGUCAGUCACCCUUUUACUUGACACGGGUGCCCAACGAAGCUUCGUUCUACAAGAUACCAUUAACAAGCUUCAAGUUGCAGUCUCGGAGACAGUUCCACUCACCACAGUCACCUUUGGAGGAAUACGUACAACGGAACAUUCAGGAAUCGCGGACGUCACCCUUAUCGAUCAACAGAACAAGAAACUCCAGCUUGUCCUCCGUACUAAGGACAAAAUUACGAUUCCGUGUUCCCCCACGUCAUUGGGAUCGCCGACAACCCAGAUCCCUCCUUUGACCGAGAAGAAGACGCACAAGUACUUCAACGUUUCCAAGACACAGUCCAAGAAGUCGAUGGAUACCUCUAUGUGCAAUUCCCAUGGAGAAAAUCCCAUCCUAGGCUAG